Anneissia japonica is the source of this 2730-nucleotide messenger RNA. Its product is annotated as putative antiporter CaxA. The record is from RefSeq and is a predicted model, not a curated record. NCBI's taxonomy places the organism in Eukaryota, Metazoa, Echinodermata, Crinoidea, Comatulida, Comatulidae. Gene Ontology annotation, biological process: calcium ion transmembrane transport; intracellular calcium ion homeostasis. Gene Ontology annotation, molecular function: calcium, potassium:sodium antiporter activity; calcium channel activity. The coding region runs from base 1 to 1269 and encodes 422 amino acids. Gene Ontology annotation, cellular component: membrane. The transcript is spliced from 8 exons.
AUGUCAUCGAUUGUCCUUAUGAGGAGAAAUAUAGAUAAGGGCCAUGAGAAGAAGGUUAGAUACUAUAUAUUGACAGAUACCAGUAUCUACGACACUGGUCGUCAGAUACUCUGGUUGGCCGAAGAUGAGAACUGCACCAUACCUGGUAUUCUGAAAUUCCCACACAAUCUAUUUACUCAGGCGCAACGUAGCAACGGAGCAAUAGUCAUCCAUGUCUUUGUUUCAAUAUACCUGUGCGGUGCAAUAGCGUACGUCUGUGAAGUUUAUUUUGUGCCUUCUCUUGAACUUAUCUGCACAACGCUGAAUAUCAAAUCUGAUGUGGCAGGGGCCUCUUUCAUGGCGGCCGGAAGUUCAGCUCCUGAACUUUUUGCAGCAUUCAUUGGUACGUUUGUUGUGGAAGACGACAUUGGGAUAGAGACGAUUGUCGGGUCUGCAGCAUUUAAUGUGUUUGGUAUAAUUGGUCUAUGCCCAUUCUUCUGCGAAAAGCCUAUACACUUGGGGUGGUACCCUAUAAUGCGAGAUUCAGUUUUCUGGACUGUCAGCAUUCUAGUGCUGAUAUUAGCCAUUAUGGAUUCACUGGUGAUAUGGUGGGAAGCCGCAAUUUUGUCUGUCUUAUACGCAUGUUACAUACUAAUAAUGUACUUUAAUAGUUACAUUAAUAACUACGUCUCCACUCUUCAAAAGAGAAAUGAAAUUAGCAAAGAGAGUAAUAGUAAUAGGGAUCAGGAGUUGGAAGUUGACGAAUCAACGUUCAUUAUUGAUAUUGUCCACCAGGAAAAGCAUGGAGAUACAUUCGAUUUAUUUUUAAGUGAAACAGAAGAUGAAAAAGGUUAUACAAUACAUCUGUCUGACAACGUGAUGGGAUUUACCUUUCUGGCUUUUGGCACCAGUCUACCUGACCUAUUUGGAUCUAUAUAUGUUGCAAGGGAUGGAUAUGGUGAUAUGGCCGUUGCAAAUAUUAUUGGUAGUAAUAUCUUUGAGGUGCUAGUCUGUCUAGGAUUUCUGUGGUUUGUACGAAUAGCAACCAACAGCAAUUGGGAACCGAUCGAAAUCAGCAGUAACAGCCUUAUUCUUAUGUCUGCUGGCCUCUUUACUACUGUCAUCGUUAUAGUAGUAGCUCUCUGGUUGAAAGACUGGGUACUCGACAGAAAACUAGGUUUAUGGUCGUUAGCCACGUAUGUCAUUUUCAUGACAAUAGUGAUUCUAUACGAACAGGGCCUAUUGGGUUCAAUUGCAGAAUACCCGCUACCCACAUGUCAAGUCGUAUAGGAGUGUUUGUUCUUGUGUCAUGAACGAAUCGUAACAUGCACCAUUCGUCAAAGGAACAUGUAUGUAAGAGAUAUGCCUCAUAUGCAAUUAAUCGUAUCAUGGACUUAUACAUUUUAAAAUGGAUAUUUUAGCUCUGUGCUCGCAUGCAGUUGAACAUUUAGGCAAUAAUAGUUUUAAAAGCCGAAAAGUUAAAAAAAAAAGAAGAAUAUUUCUAAUUAUUGUGUUUUCUAAGAAACCUUUAUGUAAACCUGUUUAGACAUACACUCAGUGAAGGCGCCACGCCGCUAAGGGAAGGGGAUUUUUUACUUUACUGAAUUCGACGUGAGCAGUUGCUUACCACGAUCAAUAUCAGCAAUGUAUUGAUAUAACCUUAUCUCUUAUGGUAUUAAAACGCCGCUUCUUAUAAGUACUUAUUAUUGCUGUUUACAAACAAGCUACAUUAAAUUAAAUGAACGAAGAUAUCAAGAAGAUAACUUAUAUGUAUACUUCGUAACCGGGUACCGUAGCCAUUGAAAUUUUGUAACUAAAACAUUUUGUAACUAGAAUAUUUGGGUUUCAAUAUUUCCAGGUUACGAAAUGUCCGCGGCAGAGUUAGGAAUAAUUACAGGUUACAAAAUGGUUGGGUACGAAAUGUAGACCCCACAACCCCAACAUUCGCAUCGUGUAGGCUAGUUGAUUCUCCCACAAAUUGUCUACAACAGCACAGAGCGCCACUUCAAUUUAAAAUUACCCAUUGUACACUUACAUUGUGGCAUGCACGCAAUAAGGCUUAAGAUGGAUAUAAAAACAGUUUGCAAAUAUCCACAUAAAUCUUGGGAUUCCAGUAAUGAAAUAAGUGAACGAAGCAAGAGGCUCCAAAGAGUACGAGCAAAGAAUACAUGGAAUACUAUCGAAAAAGCGUAUAGCUUGGAUUAGGGAUUAUGAUAAUCGUUUUAUAACAAAAAUAUCAUAUAUGUAUUUUUCUCAUUAUUAUCAUAUUUCAUAUGUAUUUUUAUAAUUUUAUAUAAUAUAAAGCAGGGUCGAUUAAAUUGGUAAAAUAACUGAACUGAAUAACUGACUAACUGAUUAAUAAGGUCUAUUUACAUGGUAAUUUUAUUUAAAUUUCUAAUCAUGUGCAAUAAAAAAUAAAUAAUGACAAUUUCGAAGAAGGGCUUUUAUGUCAUUUUUUAGGACAUGUAUCCUUAGUUAAAGAGGCUCACUCAUGAGUGAAAAAAACAAACUUUAUGAUUUCUUUUAUAUUUUGCAAUUGGUUCUAACACUUAGACGCUCAAUCGCGACCAUGACGUCAGAUUAUAAGAUAUUGUGUUUUAUGUUUUUGAUAUCACCGCCAAGAUAAAUCAUAAACACGACAAUAUCAAAUAUAACAUUGAAUGAAGAAACGCCUGUAUAACAGGAAUAUAAUCGACUGAUUUAUAAGAUAAUGUAUCCAUACACUCCACUCAUGAAAUGAAUAUAUUUACA